AUGUCCAUCUUCGUCGUGCCCGACGACAAGCACUUCUCGAGUGCUAGUUCAAUAGACGAGAAGCUAGAGAGAGAAAAGGAGGAUAGUGAGAAACAAGUAUACGCCCUCCCUGUUGAUACAUUUGAUGACCCGAACCUCGACGACGAUGAAACGGACCUCGAGGAUGACUCGCCAUACCCAGAAGUACGCUCCGCGGUAGCGAACACUGACGACCCCGACAUGCCUGUUUGCACAAUACGAGCCUGGACGAUUGGCAUUGUAUGGUCAAUACUCAUACCCGGCCUCAACCAAUUUUUCUUUUUCCGAUCUCCAUCGAUCACUGUCACCGCUCUCGUCGCACAAUUACUCUCAUUUCCCGUCGGAAGACUAUGGGCGCGGAUUGUUCCUUGCGUCACAAUUUUCGGCCUGCCCUUGAAUCCCGGCCCAUUCACAAUGAAGGAGCACGUUUUGAUAACGAUCAUGGCGAAUGUGGGGUAUCAAUCUGCGUAUGCUACGGACGUCGUCGCUGUACAGCGCGUGUACUACAACCAGAUAUGGAGUUUCAGCUAUCAAUGGAUGCUCAUGAUGUCCACGCAACUGAUCGGCUUCUCUAUUGGUGGGGUGUUCCGUCGCUAUCUCGUGCAGCCGCCGUCGAUGAUCUGGCCUACCAACCUCGUCACUUGCGCCUUGUUCAACACGCUCCAUUCGCAACAGUAUGCCGGCAUUGGCAACCAUGGCGGUUUGUCUCGGGAACGGUUCUUCACAUAUGCCUUUAUAGCGGGCGGGUGUUGGUACUUCUUCCCGGGAUACAUAUUUCAGGCGCUCAGUGUCUUCACCUGGGUAUGCUGGAUAGCGCCGGAUAACGUUGUUGUGAACCAGCUCUUUGGCUACGAAUCCGGACUUGGUAUGUCGCUUAUCACCUUUGACUGGACUCAAGUGAUUGCUUAUGUCGGGUCGCCGCUAGCCACGCCCUGGUGGGCAGAGGCUAACGUUGCAUUCGGAUUCGUCUUCUUCUUCUGGUUCCUGACGCCGGUCCUGUACUACACGAACACCUGGUACGCGAAGAACAUGCCAAUCUCGUCGCGCACAUCAUACGAUAACACGGGCGGGGCGUACAACGUGUCCCGCAUCAUUAAUGACGACGCGACGCUGAACCUGACGAUGUACACGAACUACUCGCCGCUCUUCCUCUCGACGACGUUUGCGGUUGCGUAUGGCCUCUCGUUCGCGAGCAUCACGUCAACAAUCGUGCACACCCUGCUGUAUUUCCGCAAGCAGAUUUGGGUGCAGAGCCGGCGAUCGCUCUCGGAGCAGCCAGAUAUACAUGCGCGCCUGAUGAAUCGAUACCCGCAGGUGCCCGACUGGUGGUAUGGCGUAGUCUUCGUGUCUAUGUUCACCUUUGCUGUUAUCUCCAUUGAGGCGUGGAACACACAGUUCCCUGUGUGGGCCCUGAUCCUGGCCCUAGUGAUUUCUUUCAUCUACACGGUACCGUGUGAUCGUGUCGUUACGGAGCUCAUCAUCGGCUACGCACUACCUGGCAGACCGCUGGCAAUGAUGAUGUUCAAGACGUGGGGCUACAUCAGCAUGUACCAGGCGCUGCAGUUCGCCUCAGACAUGAAGCUCGGGCAUUACAUGAAGAUCCCGAAGAUUGUCCUCAUUUUACUGUCUCCUACUAGCCCUCGUCCAAUGUUCUGGGGUCAGGUAGUUGCUACGGUUAUUGCCGGUACUGUUCAGUUGGGUGUCCAGUCCUGGAUGUUCCACAACAUUCCGGAUAUGUGCACACCCAAUCAGAAAGACGGCUUUGUCUGUCCAUCGACCGAGGUUUUCGGCACGGCCUCCAUUGUGUGGGGGGUGAUCGGGCCAUCACGACAGUUUACUUCAGGCCAGAUCUACCAUGGACUUGUCUUUUUCUUCCUUGUUGGCGCGUUUUGUCCGCUGAUCUCAUACUUCUUCUCGAUGCGGUGGCCAAAUUCCAUCCUGAAAUAUGUGAACUUCCCCGUCAUCUUCAAUGGACCGACACAGAUUCCGCCAGCCACGGCAGUCAAUUACGUGCCAUGGACGAUAGUUGGUUUCAUCUUCAACUAUGUCAUCCGUCGUCGCCAUUUCUCGUGGUGGACGAAGUAUAACUAUAUUCUGUCGGCUGCUAUGGACUCCGGUGUUGCUGUGGCCAUAAUCCUGAUCUACUUCUGCCUGCAAUACCCGCAGAAUGGAACAAUCGGCCAGAACACAAUACAGACAUGGUGGGGCAAUACCGUGUUCAAAAACACUGCGGACUACAAUUACACUUCAUAUUACAGAACGAAUGGUACUUUCGGCCCGAAGCACUGGUGAUGGGCUCGCCUUGGGAUGUAUCUUUUAUAUUAUCUAUAACGUCAUGCGGGCGUAUCUGUUUCGUUGUAUCUGCAUACCCCUAAUCUCGCUAGAUUUUGCUGUUGUACUUUUGUAGGUGGAUUUAGGUGUGCGGGCUUGGAAGAGGCAUGUAGUGUAUCUGUAGAUUAGUAUUACUGACGUUAGGAAUUUACACAUUGAUUAUCUGG
Postia placenta MAD-698-R-SB12 is the source of this 2516-nucleotide messenger RNA. RefSeq lists its product as hypothetical. The transcript is spliced from 15 exons. Gene Ontology annotation, molecular function: oligopeptide transmembrane transporter activity. The record is from RefSeq and is a predicted model, not a curated record. The coding region runs from base 1 to 2310 and encodes 769 amino acids. Lineage: Eukaryota; Fungi; Basidiomycota; Agaricomycetes; Polyporales; Adustoporiaceae. Gene Ontology annotation, biological process: transmembrane transport.